GAUUUGAGUCGCUACACGCACUACCGUGUCUUGCGCAUUGCUGGGCUCACCCACGACACCCAGACCGAGUUUGAAGACAACAGAUCCCGGCGCGGUUUCUUGACACCGCUCACGGAGAUGCAGGACAAUGCCACUUUGCCGCGGUCUGCCGAUCAUCGGCGCUUCAACUAUCCCCACACUCUGAGCUACAAGGUCUACUGGGGCCCACCUUCGGUUCAAGAAGAGCCAAAUGAGUACGAGGGCUCCAUGGUAGGUUGCCGAGUGGCUGUUCGUCUUUGUGACCUUCCGCUAACACAGCGGCAGAAAGAGCGUUUAAUUGACAUUGUCGGCCAUGACCGGAUUUGUGAGAAAACUGGUGUGCUCACGUUGGAAGCUGACUGCUUCCCAGAGAGGAAUCACAACGCAGCGCUCUUGGGCGACAUGCUGGAGCAGCUCCUACGCGAGGCAUUGGCAGCCGACCAGCGCAUUUCCGCCUUGAGUGACCUGUCGGAGUGA
Molecule: messenger RNA, 495 nt
Organism: Durusdinium trenchii
Lineage: Eukaryota; Dinophyceae; Suessiales; Symbiodiniaceae
Source: the annotation of a GenBank genome assembly